GCACGAACGUGCCUGCGUGGGUCUCGAAUUAAGGCCGAGGAAGGGGGCCCGCCGUGUUACUGUAUUUUGCCCCUUCGAUAGAUCCCCUUUGCCCGUGACGAGUGCGCCAAACAAAUUUCGUUACAAUCACGCUACGAUCAUCGAUGUUCAAAAACCACGUCUUCUGAUUGAUCCGUGUGCCGGCAACACGACUUCCUGGCAUAGCGGCAGGCGCGCCCGUGAUCGGCCCGUUCGCGCUUUUCGACCAGCCUCCCUAAAUCAGGACGUGUGGUGUUGGACGACAGCUACAAAAGUGAAGUGACGUUCCUUAAGGUGUCAGCUGACAGUGCUCUGUGCUGCUAGCGGGGAAUUCGUCUACCGAUUAUCAUCUUUUGACGUACGCCACACGCUGCUCGAGCUGCCCGUCGACACGGUGUUAUGCGAUUGUGCCAUUCACGAAUGCUCCUCACGAACGGCGGCAACUUUGCGGCCUCGCGCCCGCAGCAGAUGCUGGAGUCGCCCCGCCGACACUCUUCCUCGGUGGUGGCAGCGGGCGGCCACGGGAUGCACCACGUGGCGCCGCCGCUGCGCCGCUCCACGUCCUCGGUGACGCCGGUGGUGCUGAGGACGACGUCGCCCAAGCCGCCGUCGUGCCCGCAGCAGGCCGGCAGCCGCAUGGUGCCGAGCAGCGCCGUCAACGGCAACAUGGUCAGCGCGGUGGGAGCGCUGGUCGGAGCCGCGGCGAGGGCGGCCGACCACCGGAAGCUGGACCGGAGCUACAGCGAGCCCGCGGACCGGAGGGCGUCGCUGGCCGGCCCGCCGUCGCCGACGGGCGCCGCGCCGCCCACCAGCCCGCCGUCCGUGGCGGCGGCGCAGAACUCGAGCCGCUACAAGACCGAGCUGUGCCGGCCGUUCGAGGAGAGCGGCACGUGCAAGUACGGCGACAAGUGCCAGUUCGCACACGGCGGCCACGAGCUGCGCACGCUGGCCAGGCACCCAAAGUACAAGACCGAGCUGUGCCGCACCUUCCACACGACGGGGUUCUGCCCGUACGGGCCGCGCUGCCACUUCAUCCACAACUCGGACGAGUCGCGCAAGAGCCUGCUCAACAACAUCAACAGCCAGGCCCAGCGACCCAAGGCGCUGUCGGUGGGCAGCUUCGGCAGCCUCGGCUCGGCGGGCGACCUGUCCCCGCCGUCGAGUCCGCUCUACGACGACCCCUUCUACGCGCCCUCGAGCAACACGGCCUUCUCCUUCUCGCAAGACUUCGCCGCCCUCGUGGCGGCCAACAAGGGCCACCCGGGCUACGGCUUCGGCGGCUCGCAGCCGGCGCUCGCCGCGGCGCUGUCGCCGUUCUCGGCGCUGUCGCUCCCCGAGAGCGCCUUCCCGUUCCCGGCGCUGGCCGCGCAGCAGCGUGUCGUCGAGGGACCCCCGUCGCCCGUCGACUCGCUCGGCUCCGAGCUGGACUCGAUGAGCGUCAGCGCCUCGUCGCCGGCUUCGUGCGGGUCGCCGCUGACCAGGCUGCCCAUCUUCAACAGGCUCGCCAACGCCCGCGACUCCGACUGAGGCGCCGAUCCCUGUGCGGUGGUGCCGCCCCCUACCGAACCCCAGGUCCCUGCCACACCAUUGACACGUGCUACGCGCUGUAGUCAACGAGCCUGAGCUGCAUAAUACGUCUGCCGACCCUAACCGAAGCUUGUACAGCACUGAUGUGAUCGGGGACUCUAAAGUCCCACAUGCUGCCAUUGUUCAUCGGUCACCUUUUUAAGUCUUAAGUUGAUCCACGCAAGAGCACCACUUGGCAGGUUAGUUUCUCUGAAGAUGGAAAUCUUCCGAACCUGCUGCUCUUUUAGCUGCCUCGAGUAUUUUCUGGAAGAAAGCAUUAUCAUGAUCACGUCAAGGAAGUACGUUUUCAUCUAUUUAUUAUUUGUGCUCAUUCACAUGUACCCUCGGGCGUCUUGGCAGUUCGGCUCAGUUUGUGUUCCCCAGCAGGUCUGAAGUGAAAGCAUUUAUUAGUCAUCGACUCAGUUUGCAAGGAUUUGCACACAGUUGUGUUUACUCAAAAGCAAGAGGUAACAAAUGUUCCAGUAGAACUUGCUGGUGGAACACUGGCUUUCUUCACGUUUGGGCAUUUUGGUUUGGCAGUGCGGACCUGGGGCUGCCAUUUCUAUGUUUACUUUGUUUUUUUAAUGUGCAUGUAUAUGCUAAUUUUAUUAUUACAAAUAUUUAAUGGCACACUGCUCAAGUCCUGAGGACCAAGCUUCCUGAAAUGCAAGAGUAGCGAGAAACUCAAGAGACCAACAGAAAAGGAGCAACAAAAUGUCAAUGGUGCUCCUUCUAUAGUCCAAUACACGUUUGCCAUAAUACCUAGCUAUACAUGCCUAUGCUCUCCAAACUGUUAGCAAGAGUGUUGUUCUUUGUGCAGUGAGGAACCUUGUCAGCUAGUUUUGAUACCAGCCUGCUUGUGCAGGGAUAUUGCAUCACGGUGUCUUGAGUUUCAGGUGCACUGUGUGGGCAGUGCCAGAAUAUUUUGUUACAUUAUACGAGUCUGCAUAUGCAGCCUGGUUUUAGUUUUCAUAACUUUUAUUAUGAAAAGAAACGCUUAUGUUCUGGCUGAGCAUCACCACUACUGUGCCUUCUUGUGUUUGGGUAAAGAUAGGCUUACAAACUCUUUUAUUUGUGUGCUACAUAUUUCAGGUUUUACAAACUAUACUGUGUGCUCGUGUUGUUCUCUUUGCCUCUCCAUUCUUUCCUGUAUCUGUCGUAUUUAUUUGAUUUAAUUAUAAUAUUAUUAUAUUAAUUAUAUUAUUAUUAUUAUUAUUAUUAUUCAUUGUACACUGUCAUCGGUUCUGUCAAAUCGUGGUGAGCGAAAUGUGUUUGAAGUCAGCAAGGAUGUCUGGUUAUUGUUUGCUUUUUUUUUCUUUGCACAGGAAUCUGCAGUUUUUAAAAUGUUAUAUUGUUACCCUUGGCUUCCCUUAAACAAGCAAGCUUAAUUGGAUGUAAAUUUAUGGAUUUGUCAACUAGACCUUGUACAUAAGCACUAAUGGAAAAAAGGAAAGAAAUGACCACUUCUGGUACCAGGCAAGGCAUAUUUAGCUCUGUGAGCUUUCCUUUAUUUAUUAUAUUUUUUUCCUGGGGCGUAAAAGCCGUGAGUACCUUUCCGAUAAUUGUGCAUUGCUGUGUAGAGCAGCACUAGUGGAGCCCUGGCCUGCUGAUGGUAUCUGUGCUGUUGACAAUUGUCAUCAACCAGUGACAUAUUAGUUUUUCUCAAGUGCAGUUCAGUUGGUGCCUGCAAGUUUGCUCUUCAUUUAAGCUACUGUUGUCCACUUGUUUAUAAUUCCUGCUGUACUUUUGUAUUUAAUGAGAAUUUAAUUUAUUUAUUGACAUUGAGGCCUUUGUUGCCGGCUUUAUUUUCAUAUUCAACCUAGGUUUGUGGCCUUGUUGCCCAGUCAUCCGAAGAGAUGAAUCCAUUCUUUCUUUUCGCUCUGUUGAGCCUGUGCUGACACAUCACUUGGCAACUUCUUUCCGAAGCAUAUGCUGAAGGAAAAAAAACUAACAUUAAUUUAUGUUGGAGACUGAAAGAGCUGUGCAUUUCUUUUUUUCAAAUUGUUUUUAGAGGCACGACAUGCAGCCUCGUAUCAUUUCUAAUGCGUAGAACAGCAUAUUGGUUUUCUUUUUACAUGUAUGUUUGCACAGAAGGAUUCUCCCUUUAAACGGUUUGGCCAUCAGCCAUGGAGCUUCAUUGCAAUGUGUUCUUUGGGUUCACUUAUGACUGACUUGUAGUUGAGCUUUAUUGGCAGCAAUGAUGUGAUGCUAACAGUCAAUUGCAGUGAGUGCUUCAACUGAUCAUUUGUAUGUGGGGGAAUAGCAAGCAAAACGCAGUCUUCCACUAUCAUCCAUUUCUUGUCCCUUUCCAAAUCAUCUCAACUCGUUAUUUAAGACUCGCAUCGUAGACUUAGACUGUCAGAAAGGAUACAUUGUUCAAAGUAGUGACACACAAACCGAUGAAGUACACACACUACAAGAUCUCAACUCUGGUAAGAAUAGCUGGUGGGCACUGUCGCCAUGCUCUUAGCACUUAUUGUAACCACGGUGGCGAGGUCGUCGCUAUGAAAAAAAUACACGGGACUGCCGGUGGUUUCUCUACUGCCUUAAGCGUUUUUGUUAAAAACAAGUUGGAGCAGUUAUGUCUUGGGCUGUUGUUAGCGUCUCAGGUCAGAUAUUGUUCUCUGGACUGACUAUCUAAGGAGACUCGCGCGACGGGUGAGAAGAAUAAAAUAACUUAUUUAUAUGCUCUCUUGUUGAAAACUGUUCAAAUCGUUUGCCUGGUGCUGCCGAGCUGCAUGCAAUCCGGGACGUCCCAGUCAACUUCCUGUCGCUUCAAAAGUGAUAAGCAGCGCCACGGCUUCGUUUCAAUGGUGCUUGUGAUUAUACUUGGCGGUGCCUUUGGCAGAGCGUCGGCUAUCGAAGGGUUCCUGCAACGGACGAGGUUCGCCCCUUGACCGGCGUCGAUCCGUCGCGACGCUUCACGAGGGCGGCUUCUAUGGCUCCGGCAAAACUGAGUGAUUCAGGGAAACCUCAUCGGGUCUUGCUUCUCGAAUUUUCAAAGUUUCGUUAAUCCACGGCGUUUGAGGGGUGCGUUUGGAGCCUGUGGUGACAGUCGUGGCCAUUCCCGGCGCCGUUGCAGGAGCCACGUGCGUGGACGUCCAGCUCGCGCUGGUCUUGCAGUGCCAUUCCAAACGACUUGCAGCGGGGGAUCUCAGGUUUCGUGAAGGAGAACACUCUGUCCAGAAGCGAGACGCACUCGUUGUGAUAGGUGCGCCGUUUCCCCAGCCUGUCGGGCCGCCGACUGUCCGGGACGGCGAGUCGGGCCUUGUUGCGCCCGCUGGAAAGUGCAGUCAGUGAGUUCGCACCUAGAGUCGAGUGGCGCCUUUGAAAAUUGUGAUGCUUGAUGUGUGCUUGUUUGUCGCCGCCCUCGCGCUCUCUGCCGUAUAACCUCAAGACCGCAUCGUUCUCUUUUCUUUUUUUUUUACCGAAAGUGCCUUCCACGCGUCUUUUUUUCUUACUUGCAACGGACCAGACUGGAGGCGCAGAGCAGGCCGCGUACGCCAUUUUGUAUCUCUUCUCUCAUCCCAUAUGCCGCGCCGCCGCCGAGUAUUAUUGGCACUCGAGGACCAAUUGCGCGCACUGUCUCGUGUAGACAUUCCUGUCGAUGUGUGCCUUGUUCGCCCACUGCGACGCUUUGCGCUGUUUCAUACGGCGCACGCGAGAAUCGCCGGUUUCCAAGUGGCCUUAACAUUUGCAGUUCGAAGUACGAAUAAUAUAGUGCAUAGAUAUAUAUAUAUAUAUAUAUAUUUUGUACAAUAGCGAUACGAGAACGGAAAUUCUAUAUUGUUAGCCUUCCCGGCCUUCCCUCUUUUUUUUUUCGGUUAUAUGUGCACGUUUGCUGUUUGUCUUCCAGCAGUACGAAUAAUAUUGACAAGAAAUGCGACCAACUUAAAAAAAAAAAAUCAAGACUUCGUAUUCUGAAGAGAUUUGUCUUUUACUUAUGUGUGUGUGCUUGUGUCAUACCUUAAUGGAUUUUGAGAGAAACAAAUACAAGAUGUUUAAGUUAUUAAA
Messenger RNA from Dermacentor albipictus, 5598 nucleotides. RefSeq names its product mRNA decay activator protein ZFP36L1-like. NCBI's taxonomy places the organism in Eukaryota, Metazoa, Arthropoda, Arachnida, Ixodida, Ixodidae. Gene Ontology annotation, molecular function: metal ion binding; mRNA binding. The record is from RefSeq and is a predicted model, not a curated record.